Molecule: messenger RNA, 1830 nt
Organism: Colius striatus (speckled mousebird)
Lineage: Eukaryota; Metazoa; Chordata; Aves; Coliiformes; Coliidae
Product: probable glutamate receptor
Exons: 12
Coding region: 173-1708 (511 amino acids)
Biological process (GO): synaptic transmission, glutamatergic; monoatomic ion transport; modulation of chemical synaptic transmission
Cellular component (GO): plasma membrane; postsynaptic membrane; dendritic spine
Molecular function (GO): AMPA glutamate receptor activity; transmitter-gated monoatomic ion channel activity involved in regulation of postsynaptic membrane potential
Source: RefSeq, a predicted model, not a curated record
GCCCUUGAGGUUUGUGCAACAAAGGUCUGCAACAUGCACUGAAGUGACCCUACAAUAUCACUGCAGCCUCUGAAGGGAAAAAAGCCCUUCUGCAGAGUCUCUGGAGCAUUAGCUGUGAGGUGAGAAUGCAAGGAACAAAUCACGUUCAAGCUAUUAAAGGCAGCACCUAGAGAUGAACCUGCUCAGAGGCCAAAGCCCACAGAGAAAUCCAAGCUUCCUUUUGCCAGUGGAUAUUUCUGCUCCAAUGGACAACAGCCUUCACUUCAUGAUCUGUGUGAUUACAACCAUGCUGCUCCUGAGAGAAUCAAGCCAGGCAGGAGCUACAAGGAGUGAUGAUGCUGUUAAUAAGGGCACUGGCUCAAGGGGACCAGAAGAGGCUCUUCCAACUCUGACUGUCACAACCAUCCUGGAAGAUCCUUACAUGAUGGUGAGAAGGGCAGAACUGGAGGGGUACUGCAUGGAUUUACUGAAAGCACUGGCUGCAAUGCUUCACUUCAGCUACAAGGUGAAGGUGGUGGGCGAUGGGCAGUAUGGUGCCAUCGCUUCCAAUGGCAACUGGACAGGGAUGAUUGGAGAAAUUCUGACACAGGAAGCAGACCUUGCAGUGGCUCCGCUGACAGUGACGUCGGCGAGGGAAGAGGUGGUUUCCUUCACCACACCGUUCCUGCAGACCGGGAUUGGAAUCUUGCUUCGAAAAGACACAGUCUCUCAGGAGAUGUCUUUCUUCCACUUCCUGUCUCCUUUCAGUAAGGAGACCUGGACUGGCCUUUUGUUUGCCUAUGUGCUGACGUGCUUCUGCCUCUUUCUUGUUGCCAGAUUGAGCCCCUGUGAAUGGAAUGAGCCAAAGAACGAAGAGAACCACUUUACCUUCUUAAAUAGCCUCUGGUUUGGAGCAGGGGCACUUGCUCUGCAGGGGGUGAGCCCUCGGCCCAAGGCGCUGUCGCUGCGUGUCAUCGCCGCGGUGUGGUGCCUGUUCGCCAUCGCGCUGCUGGCCGCCUACGUCGCCAACCUCACCGUGCUGCUGGGCGCCGGCACCGAGCAGCUCCCCGUCCAGACCUUCGAGGACCUUGUGAAGCAAAGGAACCUGGAGUUUGGGACCCUGGAUGGCUCCUCUACUUUCUACUUCUUCAAGAACUCCAAGAAUCCCAUCCACCAGAUGAUCUAUGAAUACAUGGACAAGAGACGAGACCACGUUUUGGUCAAAACCUACCAGGAAGCAGUUCAACGUGUGAUGGAAUCAAACUAUGCCUUCAUUGGGGAAUCCAUCUCUCAGGACCUUGCUGCUGCCAGGCACUGCAAUUUGAUCAGAGCCCCUGAAGUUAUUGGAGCCAGAGGAUUUGGCAUUGCCACUGCCCAGGCAUCCCCAUGGACUAAGAAGCUCUCCAUUGCUGUCCUCAAGCUGCGUGAGUCAGGGGACCUGGACUACCUGCGUAACAAAUGGUGGGAGAGCAGUUGCCUUCACAGAAGCAGAGACAGAUGGAGUCCUCUGCAGCCCCAGGCUCUGGGAGGGCUCUUUCUCACUCUUGCAAUUGGCCUUGCUCUGGGAGUGAUUGCAGCUGUGGCAGAGCUCUCCAACAAGAGCAGACUGGCAGCCGGGCACGUGAAGAAGUCUUGUUGCUCUGUUUUCACGGAAGAGAUUUGCACCCGGCUGCGUAUAAAGGCGAAUCCACGGCCGAGCCAGGAGCCUCCAGGCAGGGCCAGUGCUUGAGCACGGCCUCCAGCACGGGCAGGGAUGAGGUUCACACAGUGUCUAUCCCAUAGGAACCACACCUGUGUAGGAGGAUGUUUUUCUGCAAGGCUAGAGUGUUAGUUUUCUAACUGCAGACACAG